ACCAACAAGUCAACAAAUUGCAAGAUCGUACAAAGUUUAUACAAAGGCUUUUUACUAUUUUUUUUAUCAAUCAUGACAAAAGCACCGAAACCAGGCGAUAAGAACAGAGAUCUUUCUUUCCAUCCAUUCACCAUCACUCCCGAAAGCGCACACACUGCUAUACUACUUUUGUCGUCAACAGAAUUUAAUAUAUUGAGCUGGACUCUUCGAGCGAUAACGAAAUUUUCGGCCCAAGAGCUAGAAAAUAGAUAUGUAUUGUUGAACCUGGGCGCGAUCCGAUACAUACUUCCUCUGUUGGACCUGACUGAGUUGAACAUCAAGCGGUUUGCCCUGAAGGCUUUGGCCCAACUCUGCCAGUUGCCUGAAGGCAGGAAUGAAGUACUUUCUGAUCCUGUUAAUUUAAAGAAAAUUGCGUAUAUGUUAGUAAAGAUUGAAGACGUGUUUGUCCUAGAAUUUGCUUCGUUAGUCCUGUCAGAGUUGACCAGGGAGCCGCACGGGUGCGCGCAGCUGGUUGCUGCUAACAUUCUGAGCAGUCUGUUCUCUAGGAUGAAGAACAGUCUGGAUCCUGAUGUGCAGAAGAAUUGCUUGCAGACACUAAGCAACCUUCUAGACGAUCCAAUAUGUGCCUCGGAAGUGACGAAGAACCAGCAGUUCUCGUGGGCGUCCCUGCUGGCCCUGAUCCAGAGCAAGUUCUUGGCCAUACAAUUCGCUGCCAUAAGGACCGUCGAUCAGCUCAUUUGUAGAUAUAACGACUAUAAUGUGCAAAAAUCCUUCAAAGCUAGCACUGGUGUUUUGGAUCAUUGUGAUAUCUUAGAGUCUUAUGAAUUCCGAGACGUACACACCCAAGUGCUCGGAGUUUUGAAGAAUUACGCGGAAACUGAAGAGAAUUCUGCACAUCUGUACCAAUCUGGGUGUAUACUGAGACUGUUGGCGUACCUGGAGAUGGCGCUGCCAGCCAUGAAGCCACAUUGCUUGGCUGUGUUGACCAAGAUGUCUUUCACUGCUACGGGAAGAGACGCAUUAUACCAGACCGGAACGGACCUGGUCUUCUGCCAUCAAUUGCUGAGCUCCAGCGUAGAACUGCUCGCCGAUGCGGCCAUGGGAGUUGCUAAUAUGACGAAACUGUUGCCAGCCGCUGUUAGGAUGUCUGACACGAACAUUAUUGAAGCUCUAUGUGCGAUCUUGAGCGACGACGUAACAUCCUGGUUCUUCAUUCGUAUGAACUCUCUGCGAGCUCUGGCCGAGUUGUGUCGGAUCAUACCAAAGGCUGCGUACAGCCUCGUCGAACCCAAGACCUUUGCUUCUUUGAGGGCAAUCAAUAAGAAAUAUAAAGAAUCACCAAUCGAGGCACAGCGGUUGGCGGUGCAAUGCUACCUCAACCUGCAGAGCUACCACGUCAGCACCAACGCAAUGCUCAACCCUGAGUUCAUGCAAGAACUGCUCGAUAUACUCACGAGAAUUGACACUAGUCUGAAGAUCAUGACUUGUCAAGUCCUCGAAGGUCUGAUGGCGCAUGACGCAGCAAAAGAUCUGUUCUCUUUGAAGGACGGAGAAAAGGUGGUGUCGAAUUGCCUGAGAAUCGAGCACAUUGGACUACGGAACGCGCUGUGCACGCUGAUAUCCAAAAGCGUGACCGAUGAUGGAGCGGACACCUACUUGGAGCUUGGCACCAUACAUUAUAUGGUAGAGAAUAGAAUGGCAAGGUACGUAGUCCGGGCAUGGAACCCAGCUCUGGACACAAUCUUCCGACACCACACCUCCGCCAAACUCGCUUAUAUCGGCAGGCUAGAUAUCAACGACUUUACACAGGAAGGAUUCUACGUCCAGAAGCGUCUGGAAGAGUCGUUCCCCACGAUCCAAAAGCUGAUGGAACAGAAGCCACCGUACCGAAACCCGGUCUACAUCUGCAUGUUCCAUACGUCUGUAGACGCUAUGUCGGCUUUGGAUAUCAGGACACCAUUUGAACGGUCCUUGUCCAAAGUGAACAUAUCUUCCACGCGCAUGAGAUUCCCAGAUUUGCCGGACGACGAGAAUCUGCGAGCUCAUUUCCUUAAGCUACGCAUGUGGUUUGGGGACCCAGCAAAAUCUAUGCAUUUCUUCGAAAUCGAAGACGCUCACUACGAAGUAAGAUACCGCGACAAAUGCCAAGAGGUUACGUCAUCGCUGAAGUACCGCGCGCAGAUGUUGGCAGAGCUAGUGGCUGACGAGAUGUCAGGUGUGGGACAGGACAGGGACUGCUCCAUGCCCAGUGUCGAUCUUCAUGUGUCUGAUCUGAUGACUGCCAAUAAUUCAAUGGUCCUGGGUAUAGGACUGGUACAAUACGGCGGAGCCCUGGAACGAGCGCUGUUGUACAAGGUGCUAGCUGACAGAAUAGGAGUCCCUUGCGCGUUAUACCGCACCAGCUACGCGCAUGCGUGGUGUGAGGUUGCUGUACCGGCGCCUGAUGAAGACGUUGUGGACGAAUUGGAAGAGAAUUAUCUGGCGGGUUUCCUCCGCGCCAACUACGUGGUCGACCUGAUUGAGCGUCCCGGUCGCCUAUUGCCGCGGGGGGCAGUGGAGGCGAGGCGGAUCACGGGGCCCCCCGGCGCCCCCCCUUACACCGCCGGCAAGCUGCCUCAAGUGUGUCAAUGCCAAAAGAACGUGGUCAAAUUUGCGUUGCCGAUGGAGUCGUAGGAUAAGUGCGACUUGCAUUGAGGCUCUGACGAAGCAAAAAGCAAAUUUUUUUUUUCUAAUAAAAGUUGUGUGACGAUAUGUGGGGCUGAGGCAGACGAGUGGGGUGAGAGGUUGCGCAAUGGCUCCGCAUCUUUGCGAACGAAAGACUAACGAAAUCUUCAGCUAUUUUGUCUUAGUGUAUGUUUGCGAGGCACUAGUUUCUCGGUGACAUAUACUAGUUGGAGCCAUGCCAUGUCGUGCCGUUGCCUCGACGCAGCAUGUUUCGGCUUCGUUUUCUAUAGGUUUUGACACUGACGUACGUUUACGUACGUCGAAACUUCACACAAUUUCUGCGUUGUUCAUCGACGGAUGUCAACGUGACGGAGGACAAUGGAGCAAUAGGGCAUGGCCAGUUCGUGUAAAAAUAUGUAUAUUUAUUUAGUGUGUAUCGUACCAAUAAUUACACAAUUUUAUG
This is a messenger RNA of Plodia interpunctella (Indianmeal moth), 3127 nucleotides long. RefSeq lists its product as uncharacterized. The record is from RefSeq and is a predicted model, not a curated record. Gene Ontology annotation, molecular function: protein binding. The transcript has 17 exons. Bases 73 to 2673 code for a protein of 866 amino acids. NCBI's taxonomy places the organism in Eukaryota, Metazoa, Arthropoda, Insecta, Lepidoptera, Pyralidae.